AUAUUCAAACGAUGGUGUGAUCAGGGUGUCAUGGUGGUCAUGGCGUGAUUAUAUGAAAGGUAGUCGAAGAUGUCAAAAAUGGCGAAUGAUAAUUUGAGUGCAGUUUUAUACGAAAUUGAUGAUUUGCGUAUGGAGCAACGCGAAAUACGGAAGCCGAGCAAAGGAGAAGUUCAAAUUGAAGUACAUUCAGUUGGCAUUUGUGGCUCGGACGUGCAUUAUCUCCGAAAAGGGAGAAUCGGUGAUUUUAUUGUCACAGCCCCAAUGGUCCUUGGCCAUGAAACCAGUGGAAUUGUUAGUGCUGUGGGAGAUGGUGUGACUAAACUGAAAAUUGGUGAUCGUGUGGCAGUUGAACCAGGUUACCCUUGUCGAAUGUGUGAUUUCUGUAAGACAGGUCGAUAUAACCUGUGUGCUGACAUGAAAUUUGCUGCAACUCCACCAUUUGAUGGUACUCUUUGUCGAUACUAUUGCCAUCCUGCAGAUUUCUGUUUCAAGUUACCAGACUCGGUAAGUUUUGAAGAGGGAGCAUUGCUUGAACCAUUGUCUGUUGGUGUGCACGCAUGUCGACGUGCUGGAAUAACCAUGGGUGAUACUGUUUUAGUGUGUGGUGCAGGUCCCAUUGGAUUGGUUAAUUUACUUGUUGCUAAAUCAUGUGGUGCAAGCCAGGUUGCCAUUACAGACUUGGAUGAAAAGCGACUCAAAGUUGCUAAGGAUUUGGGUGCAGAUCAUGUCAUUACUGUUGAAAGAGGAAAAACGGCAAAAGAAGUUGCAUCAAAAGUAAAGAAAUUGCUGGGAAAAGCACCAAAUAAGGUUAUUGAAUGUACAGGAGCUGAAUCAAGUAUUAUCACUGGAAUAUAUGCAGCAGAAUCAGGGGGAGUGGUUGUUAUUGUUGGAAUGGGAAAACCAGAAGUCAAGAUGCCCGUUAUUGAUUUUCUUGCUAGAGAAGUUGAUAUUCGUGGAAUUUUUCGAUAUGCAAACUGCUACCCUACUGCUUUGUCCCUGGUGGCAUCAGGAGCUGUGAACGUUAAACCACUGGUAACCAAUCGAUUUAAACUUGAGGAUAGUGUGAAAGCCUUUGAAGCUGCUGAGCGUGGUGAAGGAAUCAAAGUUAUAAUUAAGUGUAAAAGAGAUGAUGACAAUUUCGAUUUUCUUGCAAAAUCAGGGUUGGACAGAGGGAAAAAAAGAAAAAUUAUUGAUGAAAAUACUUUAUAAUUCCUUUUUUUUAUUGUUUAUUUGUUGGUAAAUAAUGAACUUAGCUUAGACCACCCCAACUCCCCACUAAAAUUAUUUUAUCCUUAGUUAAUGCCUGCCUGUGCAUGGGGGGGUUGUUAAUUUGUGAAUUUACAUACGUCAAACAUGCAAAUUAUUGAAUUGAAAUGAUUUUAAAGGAAUCAUUUCUGUAAUAGCAACUCUUUAAAUGAAGUAGCGUAUUUUGAGUAAUUUGUCUGUUCUUCUCAAUUGUAAGGAAAAUGUUUUACGUUCAUAGCCUUUAAUACAAUAUGUACCUCACUCGUUUAAAUGUAGAUUUAAGAAUGUUCAGAGUUUAGACACUUCAUGGUAUUAAUUAUUAACAUGAUACUUGGCAAACACUUGUCUAAUCAAACGUAGUUGUUAGCUAUGUAUUCAACUGUAAAUUACUUAGUCAAUAUACUUGAAAAUAUUACAUGAAAUGCGCAACAUUAAUUUUAAAA
Molecule: messenger RNA, 1688 nt
Organism: Xenia sp. Carnegie-2017
Lineage: Eukaryota; Metazoa; Cnidaria; Anthozoa; Malacalcyonacea; Xeniidae
Product: sorbitol dehydrogenase-like
Exons: 9
Coding region: 70-1209 (379 amino acids)
Biological process (GO): D-sorbitol catabolic process
Molecular function (GO): L-iditol 2-dehydrogenase (NAD+) activity; zinc ion binding
Source: RefSeq, a predicted model, not a curated record